Messenger RNA from Stegodyphus dumicola, 7399 nucleotides. RefSeq names its product organic solute transporter subunit alpha. Lineage: Eukaryota; Metazoa; Arthropoda; Arachnida; Araneae; Eresidae. The record is from RefSeq and is a predicted model, not a curated record.
UAUGCGAAGUGUUGCGGCUGUUGUUGACAGUAUAGUUUUUAAUUAAAGAAUCAUAAUGUUAUACCGAAAUAAUUUCUCUUGUUUAACUCUGAUCAUGUAAAUAAAAUUAAACUUUAAAUAUGCAGUAGUUAAACUCAGACAUCUGUCGUCUGCACACACAACAUGAUGGAUAUUUGGUAUAUUUUAAAAUGUUUUAACAAUGGGUGCUGAAAAUGAUGAACUGUUCGUAUCUUCUGGAGACUGAGUACAUUCCUACAAUGGAAGAAGCAGUGGCAGCUUUAGGAGAACUGAGUAUAGGUCUAGUGAUUUUAGGUGGAAUUGUGACUACAGGCAUGUAUUGCAUAUACAUAGAAGAAUUAGUUUAUCUGUAUCGUCACUGGCCUGUUAAAUUCUUCUUUCUGAAACUUGGAUGUCUCAGCAUCUUUCCUAUUGUUGGCUCCUGCUUCUUCCUAAAUCUAUUGGUCCCUCGUGCUACUGAAUAUACAACAACCACAGUUGUUCUAUGCUUACCUGCACCAUUAGUAUUGUUCUUCUGGGUAGUAAUUGGCUAUGCAUCUAAGGAAAGGCAUUUGUUGGAAAGGUUAGAGGAUAAACUGAUUCCUCUGCGAGGUCCACCGUGUUGUUGUGUGUGUUGGUGCUGUCCUAAAUUACCAUUUUCAAAGCAACGCUUCAAAGUAGUUAAAGCUUGUAUAUACCAGUUUUUUUUAACGCCAAUAGUCUUAUUUAUUAUUGCUACAGUUUGUUCAAAAUUUGGUGUAUUCAAAGAAUUAAAGUUUGUGCCAGAUAAUGCUGCACCAUACCUUGUUGGUCUGAACUUUGCAUCCUUCUUCAUUGGAGUAUAUGGAUUAGUUAUCUUCAUGAAAACUACUUCAAAACUCCUCUCAGGAUUCCACAUUCAAGGCAAAUUUCUCUCCCUGCAACUUCAGUUCAUCCUUGUUCGUUUUCAUUUCUUUACAUUUGACACGCUUGGCAGACUGGGGUUCUUUCCUUGCCAUCCACCUGUUUCUUCUUUAAUGACAGCUUUGUAUAUUAGAAGUGCCUUGCUUUUGGGAGAAGGCUUUAUUUUGUCUGUAGUUGGAAGAUUUUUUUUCCUUCAUGCUCCUCCACCACAUUUCAUGAGCCCAGAAACUUCUCAUCCUAUCAACCAGAGUACAUAGAAUAUAUGUAGAAAACCAUUCCGCUGUAAAUAUUUGUUCCAUUUGUUUUUUAAUUUCAACUGCAAGGUGUGAAGUUUUCCAUAUUUUCAGAAUGUUACAUUUUGCUGAAUUGAAAAUUUUAUUUUUUUAGUAUGUUCAUAUUUUAGAUAUUAUUUAUUUAUUUAUUGUUUUGUCUUUCUGAUGAGUUUUUUAAAGGGGGGCAGACUUCAGACUGAAGUUGAUUUUAGCUUAAUUGUUUUCAAAUUCAGAAUGUUUGUCUUUACAUGGUUAUACUUCAUUUGUAUAAAAUGAAAUGUUUUUAAUAAUUUGUCAAUUUCAACUAUAUUAAUAUUUUUUCUUGUCCCAAAUUAUAAUUUUAAGUUAAGUGAAAGCUUAAAAGCUUUAGUAAAAGCUAAAAAUUAAAUAAUCCAGACUAGAGUGUUUCUAUAAAUUUGAGCAGUAUGUAUUUUUUAAAAUCUUGAGUAAUUUUAAUCUAGGUUAUUGGACAAAACUAUCUGCAAAUGAUGUGCAGGUAAAAUUUUGCUGAAUAAUAAUUUGGUAAUAAAUUUAUGAAUUAAUAUAAUUGAUCUCCAAGCAGCUUUUUAUCUUGAAACCUAUCAGAUAUUCUUAUUUCUAUUUUGCUUUCAUUCUGCUCUCUUUAUUGCUAAAUGCAAGGUUUUAAAUCCUGUUUGUACAUUAGGCAGCCCCACCCUAAAGCAGCUAACAUUUUUUAUUGCUAUUUCCAUGUAGUUUUUCUCUCUUUUAUUCCAUACUGUUUUCUUAAAAUAUAUACUGAUCUCUAGCAUGGACUUAGAGUUCAAUUGUAGGAAUAUAAAACUUAUAACAUUCUCAAUAAUAUUUAACCAUGUUAAAAAUUCAUCUUUCCUCUCUAGAGAAAUACUUUUGAUAAAAGCAUUUUACUUUUCAGAUAUGAUUUUUUUAUGAUUGACUGAUUUCUUUAUUAGUUGUCUAUUUUACAAAUAAGUAAUGAAGAUGAUUUUUGGCUAAUUAUGCCAGUAACUCAUCAAAUCAUAAUUUUGCAAGGCAUUUUUUAGAAGAAAUUCAGGUAAAUUAGGGAUAUCAGGCAAAAAUACUUUAACCAUUGUCUUUCAUUUGCAUCACUGUAGCAAAUAUUAAGCAUAAUUUCUGUUUUUUACUUUAUUAUUGUAUCAUGUUUUUAUUUAAAAUAUAGUUUGUGUUAAUAUUGUAUUUAUUUAUUGGAUGUUAUGGAUAUAUAAUUUUUUGUGACGUGGAAACUGCAUUCUUUUAUUGAUCAUUAGCAGAUUUUUAUAUUAGUCUUAUGUGUCUGCUGGGUGGACAUUGUAUUAUAACAUUUCUUAACUCUUAUAUGUUGUUCUGUUUGAUACACUAUCUUUGUUUUCAGUGUAUUUAAAUAAAAAGAUUAUUUAUAUGUGUUCUUGGAAUGGGACAUACGAUUGUUAAAUUGCAUGCUGAAAAAAUAUAUAUAUAUAUUUUUUCAGCAUAUGAAUAUUUAUAUGUAAAUAAAAUUAUAUGUAUGAAUAAAUAUAUCAUGUAUUUAAUCAAAGAGAUUUUAAAUGGUGCAACAAAACCAUUGAAUUUUAAGUUGCAUAGGCCUUUUAUGAUAAAUAUUAGCAUUUAUUAGUGUAACAUGUAAGCACUUUGUGCGUUUGGAAAUGUGUUUUGAAUGUCUGGAAGUGUGUUAGCAUUAAAGUGUCGAUUAAUCAUAUCAGUUAAGCCCAAAUUAGCCAGCCAUCUUGCUGAUCCUGUAUUUUCUAGUAGUUUAACAUAUUUCAUAUAUUAUUUAAAUCAAGAAGAAUUUUGAGUUCUUCACUCCUUGCAGCGGCAUUAUUUGUGUAUUUCACUUUUUAUUCCUUGUAUAAAAGUAUGAUUAUAGAUUUAUUUUGCUGUAAGUAUAUGUUUAUUUUAUAUGCUCCUUCCUUCCCAACAGUAUAAUUUGCAUACUUGAUGGAUUUUUUUUUCUAUGUUAACAAUAAAGGCAUUUUGUACUGAGGAUUUCAGAUUUGUAAUACCACUGUAAAAUUAUGCUAUGCAAAUACUUAUAACAAUUGCCCAUUAAUUUAUCAUAUAAAUAAAGCUAAAAAUAUCUCAUAUUGGUAUUUUUAAGAGAAAAAUAAACCAAUCUUCUGUAUAAUUAAAAAAAAAAAUUAAGUUGCUCAUUUAACUUGUCCUUUAUCAGUUUCUUCUUGUCUUUCAAAAUAAAAUGAAAGAAAGUUGAGAAAACAUUUGCAUUUAUUACUCAGUGUAAAAGCUUGUAACCCUUUUUUAGUGUAUUACUGAUAAAUAAAAAGCUCAAUGACAUCUAAAAUGUUAAUAUAAUUUAAAUGUUCUGCAACAGAGGGAGAGCCAUACUGUGUUCAUUUUAUAAUUUCAUUGUAAUGAAGUGAUUAUCAUGUAUAAUAAUUAAUGUAUGUAAAAAAAUAGCUGUACUAUAGAAUGCUAAUUAUGCUGUAUAGCCUUACUGCAGCCGAGCUAUGAUUUUAGUAUUACAAAAUAAUCAUUUCGUAUUGCUUCCAUAGUAAAGAUUUUAAUUAUUUAAAAAUAUAGUGACUUUUUAUAAAAUUUCCUGUGCACACUUAAAAAUAUGGCAAGUCAACUGAUGCUUAGCGGCUAGUUAUGAUGCUGAACUUUGCAUUCACUGACAUGUAUAUUCACAAUGUAUCUAUAGGCUGUAAAAAGCUUGGUAGAAAUUCUAUGCCAAAUUCAGCAUGGGGCAAACAUUGUUAAUUGUGCACUUUUAGCAGAAAGGAAAGAAUAUAGUGUUACAGCUGCGUGAAUGGGUAUGGAUUAAUAUAUAAAGGUGAAUUUACUUUAAGUAAUUUAAACUUCUGCUUUCCCUUUCUGAAAUUAAGGAAAAAUAGUUCUUUUCCAUGUUUAAAUAGUGUUAAUAAAAACUGUGUGGAAAUUUAUUAUUUUGCUCAUUAUUUUUAUUUUUUUCUCUGGACACCAUUUGCAAGUUUGAAAGCAAAAUGUCUUCCUUUAAAGCCUUCCUUUGCUUAAUGUUAUAAGCUCUGAUUUUUAAAAUAAAUAGGCUCAAUAAUGCUGUCUUAAAAGUUUUUAUUUUAUAUAAAAUGUAUAUAUAUAUGUCAUUUCUGUGCCAAAGAGUUGCUUCACAAAACCUGUCACUGAGGAUUUUUUUAACUUAUUUUAUUUAAGUGGCAACUAGAUAGCAUUUUGAGAACAGGUAACAUAGUUCAAAAAUAAUGUUAAGCUAUGUAAUUUUUAUUAAAAAUAGUGCAAUAUUUGUUUUUAGGUAUGAUUUUGAGUUUUAAUAUAAUGGAUCAUGCUCUCCUUUCAUAACUUGAUUCUUGUGAGUGCUAGUAUCUUAAAUAUGGCAUACUUUUAUAUUCUAUUUAUUUCCAGCAUGAAGUUUUCUGGUAUUUGCAGUCAAACCUAGGGCUUCCAUCUCAAACCUGGUAUUCUCGUGACAGAUCCUUUUACUACCUUGUAUUAUCUUUUAAGUUCCAUCCAUUAAUUUUGAUUUAUAAAAGAAGCUGUUCUAAUGCUUAAGAUGAAGUUAACAUUUUUCUAAUAUAUCAGAUCUGUGCAAAAUUUAUAAAAGUAUGCUAAUAACUGAGGUUUUCACUUUGUUCACUUUUAAAAGUAUUUCAUAGAAUGAAAAUUUACAGUUUUUUCAACCAAUUUUGUUUCUCUCUUGUGCAUGACUUUAAGUCUUUAAGUUAAGUAUGAAUUCUAGAAGCUGCAAAAUGCUUCACAAUCGGUGAUAUUCAAACUGUUUUUGCGCAGUUUGUAAUGACUCAUUUAAUUUCUGAAAUGUAAUGUUGCCUGCUGCAAACAUAUUUUAGUAAUCUCAAGAAGCUAAAAUGAAGCAAAAUUUAGUUCAGAAGAAGGGGGAAGAAAACAAGAUUUAUAUGUUUAUACUGUGCCUCAGAAAAGCUGUUUAGGCAAAAAACAUCUGAUUCCCUACUGGGUUUGUUAAUUUUUGAAUUGCUGUCAAAAUAGAGUCCUUAAAGGGCAGAUUUUACUGGUGGUAGUAAAUGAAAAGUAGUUCACAAGUGAAAGUGAGAACGCUUGCAUUUUUUUAUAAUGAAUUACUGAUGGUAAUUAUACAAAGAAAACUUUCCAUUGCUUUUCAUGAUUUUACUUUUAAAUAUGGAACAGUAGAUAUAACAGUCAUACAAAAUUACAUAAAAUCAAACAAAAAAUUCUAUUUAAAUUUCUUUCCACGUGAAUGUGAUAUUUUAAAGAAUGCUAGUUGAGAUAUAUUCAUAAUGAUUGACAUUAGUUCUUAUGGGGCAGCUUUGCUUCAGCUGGUUGAGUUUAAAAACUUUGUAUGUGCACUUUAUGUUAACAUAUGCCCUUUGAAGCCUUUUCAUAGGUAUUAAUUGUCAAAAUUAUUUGAAGAGUAUCAAUACAUCAAUGUAUUUCAUCAUUUUUAAUACUUGAUUAUCAUUUAAUGCCAUUAUUUUUAAUGGAGUAGUUAGGAUUGGUUAUAAACACUUUAAAAUAAAAUCUUGAAAAAGUGAUAGAAAGCACUAACAUUUGUUUCUACAUUUAUUGUUGUUCGCAUUUUAAACAAAGUAUUUUAGAGUCAAGAACCUUCUCUUAGUCUUUUCUCAUGCUUUACUAUUUUAAUAAUAGUUAUUCUGGUCAUUUGAGAAAAUUAUUUCAGUAUUUUUAUGCUAGUGUAAGUAUAGAUUUCCCCCUUCCUCUUUACAUACUAGUAUAAUUAUCCAAUAGAACUAUGAAAAUAAUACCUAAAUCUGUAACUAAUAGCCACUAGUUAUUAUCGAUAGACAUAAGGUUCAUCCAUCCAUAAAAGAAUGCUUGGCUAUUUUUUUAUUCAUGCUGGUUGUUUUCCCAUGUUACCUGAAUUCUACCAAGCUUCCUCCAUUUUAUUUUACCUUCAAAAUAGAGUAUUUUGACAAUCAGGAUAAGUAGUACAUUGUGCUUUUAGUCAAAUCAGUCAAAUUAGCCACUGCCUGUGAAUCUGGAUUUGUCAGGUUCUCUCUUAAUACUGACCCAUUUCCAGUAGGUAUAGGCACAUAGGUUAAAACAAAAAUAAUUGAUUGUUGGUAUUAAUAAUAUUAGAAAUGGAAUAUUUUAAUAAUAUGAAAUGUGCACUUUGGUGCUAUGUUAUCAGAGAUAUGCUGGGAGUUAAAUAUGUUUCCAAAGUAACUGGUGAAUUUGAAAUCAGUUUAUAUUUGUAUAAAACAGGAACAGAGUCUUAAGGAUUUAAUAGUUCACACUGAAGUCCUGCAGUAUAUCUCUGAAAUCAAUGGAAGUUCAUUGUUUAGUAUGAAAAUGGUCAUUGAGAAUAGGGUCAAGGUUGCUCAUAUUUUGCAGAUUAUUGUCUUGAAGGAUACUCGUAGGGAAAACAUACCUUUUUAACGAACAAAUUAUAUAUUAAAUGUUUUGUGUUAAAAUGUUUUUAAAUAUUGUGUAUUAUAAGAAGCUACUUGUUACAUUGCAGUGCAAGAAUAUAGUAUUUGGUUUUAUGUUCUUUCUGUUUUGUUAUUUUGUGUUCUGGUUGGUUUUAGAAUUUGAAAAUUUAUACUCAGUAUUAUUUUACUUUUUGCAUUCCAUUUUGAUAUUAUACAUCUCAUCUAAUAAAUUAAUAUUAGAUUUGUUUUAUUAAUUAACUUUAAUUAAUUAAUAAGAAAAUAUGUUGCAUUUGUCUGAAAAUUUGUUUUAUUAUUCCAUAUUGUUUAAAAUUUGUUUUCUAAAGAGAAAAUAUUUUUCAUUAAAACUGCGUAUUAUUGUCCUUGUACAAAAGUUGUAAAUACAUAACUCAGUUUCUAUGCAAGCUAUUUUAACUGUUGCACAUAAUCAGAAGUUUUAAUGAAAAAUACUAUCUACUUAAGGUUUUUAAAGUAAUUAAAAUAUGUUUUAUUUAUAAUCAUAUGUAUUUCUUUAACAUUCCAUGUUCAUUUUCAUGUUAUUUGUGGUGUAAUUAAAUUAUUUAUUUAUGAGGUUAAAGAAUUAGUAAUCAGAAUUUUAGGCAUUUUUAUUUGUUUAUAUAAUUUAUAUUUUUGUAUUCAUCAGUAUUAAUGUUUUUAGUUUGCAUUUUAAAAAUUGAAUAAGCAGCAAAUGAAGUGAAGCUGUCUGCUUUUACCUGGACUAAUUAUUAGGAGUUUUAAAUUUUUAACUAAGUGUUAUUUUAUCAGAAAGAAAUAGUUCAUAACCUGAGUGCUUAAGCAAUGGUAGAUGUAUACUUAUAAAUGUGAAAACUAUAUGCUUCUGAAUCUUAUACUACACUUCCAAACAAGUGCUAUGAUAAAUAAAAGAUUAUAUGAUAUUAA